This is a messenger RNA of Boeremia exigua, 1903 nucleotides long. Its product is annotated as pisatin demethylase. The record is from RefSeq and is a predicted model, not a curated record. The coding region runs from base 223 to 1779 and encodes 518 amino acids. Gene Ontology annotation, molecular function: iron ion binding; oxidoreductase activity, acting on paired donors, with incorporation or reduction of molecular oxygen; heme binding. NCBI's taxonomy places the organism in Eukaryota, Fungi, Ascomycota, Dothideomycetes, Pleosporales, Didymellaceae. The transcript is spliced from 5 exons.
GAUCAAUACUCCCAUUGCACGUGGUAUAGGAAGUUCCCCCGCUGUGAUGACAAGCAGGCAUUGCCGCCGGCAUCGCAUUGCCGGCGUCGUAAGCGGAAUGUGCGGGAUUUGCGAUGAACCCCUCAGCGGAUUGGAACCGCAACACCAGGAUAUGGUGCGACGAAACAUCGUCAAUGAAAAUGCAAAACGAACAUCGCACAACCACUUUCCUCGGAAUCUGCGAUGAUUGACGACCUCCUCGCAAAGCUGUCCUUUUCCUCCGUUGUCACAUUCGGUGCGGUAGCGCUUCUUGCUUGGCUCCUGCACAACAAGUAUGGCACUGGAUUGAAUCACGUACCUGGGCCGUUCCUUGCCAGCUUCACCGACUUCUAUCGCCUUGCUGUGGCCCGGGGGUAUCGCCCAGAACGCUGGCACAUCGAGCUGCACAAGACGUAUGGCGAUUUCGUGCGGAUAGGCCCACGAACGGUGCUUUGCUCAAGUAACAAGGCAGCAAAGAAGAUAUAUGCGCUCAAUGCUGGCUUUGUGAAGUCCGACUUCUAUACUGUGCAACAGACGUUGGCAAGGGGCGUUCCCCUCAAGACGCUAUUCACGUCAACAGACGAGGUCUUUCAUGCGAAGCUGCGACGGUCUGUCAGCAGCGCUUAUGCUAUGACCUCUCUGGUUCAAUUUGAACCUCUGGUAGAUUCCACGACGAUCGAGUUUCUGAAACAGCUCAAGCAGCGUUAUGCUGACAAGCCCGGCGAUCACGGAAUCGUUGAUCUAGGCGCAUGGCUUCAGUACUAUGCGUUUGACGUGAUAUGUGAGUUGACAUACUCGAAACGGAUGGGCUUUGUAGACCGUGGGCAAGAUGUUGAGAAUAUCAUUUCGAGUCUGGAGUGGCUUUUGAGUUACGCUGCUGUGAUCGGUCAGAUGCCUAUUCUUGAUAAGCUGUUCUUGAAGAACCCUGUCCGACGCUGGCUGAGUGCGCGUGGUCUUAUACCGAGUACGCCAGUUGCCGUCUUUGCAAGCAAACGGAUCCAAGAGAGCAGGACUGUUGAGUCUGAGAAUGGAACGCUGGCUGGAAAACAAUCACGACGUGACUUCCUUUCUAGAUUCCAAGAGGCGCAUAAAAAAGACCCAGAGUUCAUGAGUCAAGAGCGUGUGCUUGCACUCACUGUUGCAAACAUGUUUGCUGGCUCUGACACCACUGCCAUCUCGUUUCGAGCGAUAUUCUACAACCUUAUUCGUAACCCCGCAAAACUCGCUAAGCUUCACGCUGAGUUCGAUGAACUAGAAUCUUCGGGUAUUUUUGAGCGAGGGAAUCCACUGGUCGCCUGGAACGAUGUGAGAGAGCUGCCCUAUCUAAGUGCUGUCAUCAAUGAGUCGUUAAGAAUACAUCCCGCGGCAGGGUUACCGCUAGAAAGGAUUACACCGACUGGGGGUAUUCAGCUUGACGACACUUUCAUUCCUGGAGGGACUAAUAUUGGAUGCAGCGCAUGGACUUUACACCUGGAUCAAAACCUCUGGGGUCAAGACGCGGACUGUUGGAGACCAGAAAGAUGGAUUGAGGCAAGUGAUGCGAAGAAAGCCGAGAUGAAAAGCAGUAUGUUUGCCUUUGGUGCUGGCUCUCGAACUUGCAUUGGAAAAAAUGUCAGCUACUUGGAGAUGUAUAAGUUGUUACCGGCGGUGCUGCGCAGCUUCGACAUUCAGUUGGCUUGUCCCGACAAAGACUGGACAUUUCACAAUGCCUGGUUCGUCAAGCAGAGUGGCUUCCACGUAAAGCUACACUCAAAAGGUUAAGUCUAAGUGGACCUGCGGAUGCCUUUGAUUGAAUGCUCGGGUGCUUCAAAUGUGUCGAAAACUCGAGCAUCGCACGACACCAGAAAACCUAAAACAGAGUGACGUCAUUCUUUAGCCUUACUGA